Molecule: messenger RNA, 408 nt
Organism: Trichoderma atroviride IMI 206040
Lineage: Eukaryota; Fungi; Ascomycota; Sordariomycetes; Hypocreales; Hypocreaceae
Source: RefSeq, a predicted model, not a curated record
AUGCAACUCACUAUCUUGGGUCUUCUCGCUCUGGCCAUUGGCCCCGCCGCUGCUAUCGACGGACUCGACUUUGAGAUAUUCUUCACCGGAGACGGAAGCCCCGCCGCCCAGCACUGCGGAGGAGACAGCAUCCAGGCCUUUAACGAGACGGUGACCAAUAACGGAUGCGAAUCGUGGCGGUUUGCGUACGGAGAUGCUGUGAGAUUGGUGUCUGGACAGGUCAUCCCCGCGUCUCUGCAGACCAACGACGAGCAGACGUGCACUCUAUACUGGGUGCAGGAGAUUAACGGCAUCAACUCGCAGACCUGCGCGGAUACUAUUUUGGCCACUACGGCUGAAUUGACUGAUGAGUGCUAUGUUGCGCCGGUAGGGGUUUAUGGGCUGAAUGUUGUGUGUGAGCAGAAUUGA